GACCAUCGAGAAUUCAGGCACCGAGCACGACCCAACUCCACCACCACCCGCCCCGCGCGCGCGCGGUGCGUUCCUCGGAUUCAUUCGGGCCCAGCUCCGAUUCCAACGACCACCGCUCCUUCCUCGCCCCAGCCUAGCAUCGCAGCGCAGGCCCCCCGCCGCCCUCCGCGCACGUCCAGGUAUCCUUCGACCGCAACCGAGCGCGCCUCUCUUCCUCGACAUCGUCGCCUCUGCCAAGGAAUCGUUCGUACGUGUGAUCUAUCCGGACCUCCGUCGGUUCUUUCUCUCCUGCAGAAUCUCGGCGGCGCUGCCGUGACCCGCGGGCCCUGAAAUCCAGACGCUCCUUCCUGGGAUGGACGCCCUCGUUCAUCCGGUCUGUCUCGGCCUUGUUCGUUGACCGCCCGCGCUGAGCCCGCCCGCCGACGAGGACGAUGUAGGAGCGCAAGAACGGGAGGCGGCGUUGGGGACGAGAAACGAGAUGGAGGGGCGCAAUCCAAUGCAGAGAUUCGUUGAUAACCCAAUGCCAUAUAACAGAAGGAAAGCGUGCGCAAUGCAGACAAGGUUGGAUUCUAGUGACCAUGGCGAUCGCCAAGGUCCGAGAGCCGGUGAAUUGCCAGGCAAGAUGGACAAUGACCGUGCCGAUCGUCAAGGCUUGAAAGCCUGCGAGUUCCCAACCAAGAUGGACAACGACCAUGCCGAUCGUCAAGGUUCAAAAGCCUCCGAAUUGCCAGGCAAAGCCUGUGAAUUGCCAGGCAAGAUGGAUAAUGACCACCCGGUCCGUCAAGGUUUGAAAGCCUCUGGAUUGCAACUGCAACCCAAGAUGGAUGCUAGUGACGACGGCAUUUGCCAAGGUUUGAAAGCCUGUGGAUUGGCAACCAAGACAGAUGCUAAUGACCAAGGCGAUCGCAAAGGCUCCAAAACGGAUGCUAAUGACCAAGGCGAUCACAAAGGCCCCAAAGCAUGUGGGGUGGCAACCAAGAUGGAUGCUAAUGCUAGUGACCAAGGCAACUGCCAAGGUAUCAAGGUAUGUGGGAUAGAGGCCAAGAUGGAUGGUAACGACCAUGCCGAUCACCAAGGUUCCAAAGUCUGUGGAAUGCCAACCAAGGCAGAUGCUGAUGAUCAAUGCAGUAACCAAGGCCCCUUGAAGGCAGCUGAGAGGUUAGAUCAUCUUCUGAACCAACCAGCAAACAGAUCUUGUGCUGAUUGUGGUGCUCCAGAUCCAAAAUGGGUGUCUUUGACUUUUGGUGUUUUCAUUUGCAUCAAGUGUUCAGGAGCUCACAGAAGUCUAGGAGUACAUAUAUCCAAGGUGGUUUCAGUGAAGCUAGAUGAGUGGGCAGAUGAGCAGGUUGAUAUUUUAGCCGAUUCAGGUGGGAAUGCUGCAGUAAACAUGAUAUAUGAGGCAUUUGUGCCUGAAAACUGCACAAAGCCAAAGCAAGAUUGUUCAUCAGAGGAGCGCAAUGAUUUUAUUAGGCGAAAAUACGAGGCUCAACAGUUUUUGACUAACCCCCAGCUUUCAUGCCCUCCACGACGCAAUGAGAAACAUAAUCACCACCACCAUAGUACUAGUUCGAGCCGACAUGGUUUAGGCCUUUCAUUCAGGAACAGCUGGAGGAGAAAAGAACAUGAGUCCAAAACAGCAAAGAAAACAAUCGAGGUGGGUAUGGUAGAGUUUGUUGGAUUGAUUAAGGUUGACAUCCUAAGAGGCACAAAUCUAGCUAUCCGUGAUGUCAUGUCAAGUGAUCCUUAUGUUAUUCUUAACCUAGGACAUCAGACAAUGAAAACAAAGGUGGUAAAGAGCAGCCUAAAUCCUGUAUGGAAUGAAAGACUUAUGCUUUCGAUACCCGAACCGAUACCGCUGCUUAAAGUGCAAGUGUAUGACAAGGACACGUUCACUACCGACGACCGGAUGGGGGAGGCAGAGAUCAACAUCCAGCCGCUGGUUGCCGCAGCCAAAGCCUACGAGACCUCGGCCAUCGCAGAUACUGUGCAGCUUAACAAAUGGAUGGCAAAAGAUGGCAUCUGGAUCCCGAGGGACAGCUCCAUCUCCAUCGUCAACGGCAAGGUGAAGCAGGUGGUGAAUGUCAGGCUUCAGAAUGUUGAGCGUGGCCAGCUUGAAAUGGAGCUCGAGUGCGUCCCUCUCACUCAAUAACUGUGCCUGCAGAAAGGGGCUGCUCGAUCACAUCACACGAACAACUUUGUUACAAAUGCAUGAGACCAGAACUCAACCAUGCGUUGAGGUUUCCAUGUGUAUGGACUGUAUCUGUAAAGUUGAGAAGGAAUAUUAUAGGAUGGAAGUUAUGAUUUGUCCAGGGGAAUGAGAAGUGAAGACCAUUUUAGCACGGCCCUGCUUUGGUUUUAGGCUUGUCCGGUAAAGUAUAGCUUCACUUGGUUGUACAUGUACUUUCAUUAGCCUCUCUGUGUUGUGACAACCAUCUGAACUGAUGCAAAUACUGUAGAACGAAUUGGGAAUGACGAUUCUGUGUUGUAUACUUGUAUGUGUGGACAAACGAAACAAGAUAUACCAGCCCCAUACCUGUUGAAAUGCGA
Messenger RNA from Sorghum bicolor (sorghum), 2547 nucleotides. Its product is annotated as probable ADP-ribosylation factor GTPase-activating protein AGD11. Gene Ontology annotation, molecular function: phospholipid binding; GTPase activator activity. The transcript has 9 exons. NCBI's taxonomy places the organism in Eukaryota, Viridiplantae, Streptophyta, Magnoliopsida, Poales, Poaceae. The record is from RefSeq and is a predicted model, not a curated record. The coding region runs from base 479 to 2149 and encodes 556 amino acids.